UGUUACUGUUUGACUAGAAAGUUACCUCGUAAGACAAAAUCAUCAAUGGAAUGGUGGUGUCUUACUUUCAUGAUGAUCAGUUGUGGAAGUGCAUUUUUUAUUUGGUUGAAACUUCUUGAAUUUCUGUAUCAUUGUGCAAAUUGGGAAUUAGUAAUUGGAUGUAGCCGAUCACAAUAUUUUAUUAGCUACUGAGGCAGUCUGUUUUCACCCUGUAGAGAUGGUGAUACUGUCAUGGAUGCUGUUGAAUUUGUUUUACAAAACUUCACAGAGAUGAAUAAGCUUUGGAUUCGGAUGCAGCAUCAGGUUUGUUGGAAUACCUCUGUUUUGACAUGCAUGGCACCUGAGAACUUGCAUGCCACAAAGGUGAAAAUGAAUCGUGAGGGCAUGAUUUUUUGGCCAUGCAGGUGUUCUAGUGCUUGUGAUACAUUCAUACUCUUUGGUGAUCCUGAGUUGAGGACUUCAUUCGGGCUUUCUGGUCUGCAGGGGCCUGUUCGGGUAGAAGAGAAACUGGAAAAGGAAAGGAGCGAGCUUCGUGAUCUUGUUGGGAAGAAUUUACACGUUCUCAGUCAGAUAGAGGGUAUUGAUCUUGAAAUGUACAAAGACAAUGUUCUCCCCAGGAUCUUGGAACAGGUUGUUGACUGUAAAGAUGAGCUUGCCCAAUAUUAUCUGAUGGAAUGCAUAAUCCAGGUCUUUCCGGAUGAGUACCACUUGCAAACUCUUGAGACGUUAUUGGGGGCUUGCCCCCUACUUCAGCCAACAGUUGACAUAAAGACAGUUUUAUCACAACUAAUGGAGAGAUUAUCAAACUAUGCUGCUUCAAGUGCAGAAGUAUUACCAGAAUUCUUGCAAGUAGAAGCUUUUUCAAAAUUAAGCAACGCCAUUGGAAAGGUGAUUGAAGCACAGGUUGACAUGCCUAUUGUUGGAGUCAUUACUUUAUAUGUAUCUCUUCUGACAUUUACCCUUCAUGUUCAUCCUGAUCGUCUUGAUUAUGUGGAUCAAGUGCUGGGGGCAUGUGUAAAGAAACUAUCAGGCAAAGCAAAGCUUGAAGAUAGUAAAGCAACAAAACAAGUUGUUGCGCUUUUGAGUGCUCCAUUGGAGAAAUUCAAUGAAAUUGUGACGGCCCUGACACUUUCUAAUUAUCCCCGUGUCAUGGACCACCUUGACAGUGAAACGAAUAAAGUCAUGGCGAUGGUUAUCAUUCAAAGCAUAAUGAAAAAUAACACUUGUGUGUCUACUGCCGACCAGGUUGAGGUUUUGUUUGAAUUGAUAAAAGGGCUCAUAAAGGAUCUGGAUGGAACUCAUGGUGACGAGCUUGAUGAUGAGGAUUUCAAGGAGGAGCAAAACUCUGUUGCUCGCCUUAUACACAUGCUGUAUCAUGAUGAACCCGAGGAGAUGUUACAGAUAAUAUGCUUGGUGAGGAAGCAUAUAAUGACUGGAGGCCCAAAACGGCUACCUUUUACAGUUCCUUCUCUUGUUUUUUCUUCACUCAAGUUGGUCAGGAGAUUGCAAGGUCAGGAUGGAGAUGUAGUUGGAGAAGAGACCAUUGAGACUCUUUCAUCCGUUCCAUCUCCUGAACUGGCACUGAGGUUGUAUUUGCAAUGUGCUGAGGCUGCCAAUGACUGUGAUCUUGAACCUGUGGCGUAUGAAUUUUUCACACAAGCAUUUGUACUAUAUGAGGAAGAAGUCACGGAUUCCAAAGCCCAGGUGACUGCUAUACACCUAAUAAUAGGGACUCUUCAGAGGAUGAAUGUAUUUGGUGUUGAGAAUAGGGAUACCUUAACUCACAAGGCCACAGGGUAUUCAGCAAAACUUUUGAAGAAGCCAGAUCAAUGCAGAGCAGUAUAUGCAUGUUCACAUCUGUUCUGGGUUGACGAUCAGGAUGGAAUCAAGGAUGGAGAAAGGGUCUUGCUUUGCCUAAAACGUUCACUAAGGAUUGCAAAUGCUGCACAACAGAUGGCCAAUGUUACGCGGGGUAGCAGUGGACCAGUUAUACUCUUUGUUGAGAUACUUAACAAGUACCUUUACUUUUUUGAGAAGGGAAACCCACAAAUAACUAGUGCUGCAAUUCAGGACCUUGUGGAACUGAUCAGAACUGAAAUGCAAAGUGAUACCACAACCCCAGAUCCAGCUUCAGAUCCUUUUUUUGCCAGCACAUUGCGGUACAUUCAGUUUCAGAAACAAAAAAGUGGUGCUAUGGGUGAGAAGUACGAUCCGAUCAAGGUGUGACAUUUUUAGGGCUUUGUGUUAGUUGAUAAAAAUGUGAGGGGCAGGCAAACAAGGUUCGAGUGGAAUGCAGCUGAAUUGGAUGGGGAGCAAGGAGAUGGCUGCAUGCGUUUUCAAUUUCUUCACUCUGAAGAGGUGAUGAGGUGGUUUGGUGUUCUGGAUGAGGAAAGAAGUAGUUUUGCUUCAGCACAUAUCCUGUGCACCCAACCCAACGUUGUUUGUAGCAUUCUUAUGUUUAAGAGAACCCUGUGGGCUUUUUUUUUUUUUUUUAAGGAAAUUACGUUUGAAAGGGGGAUAUCUUUUAUUGUUGAGACAUGCUGCUUGUGUGUGUAUAUAUAUAUUGGUAUAUUAAUUCAUUUAUAAUUUGUUAUAAAUGGAAUUUCUUGCUUAGAAGAAG
Messenger RNA from Ilex paraguariensis (yerba mate), 2620 nucleotides. The record is from the annotation of a GenBank genome assembly. Lineage: Eukaryota; Viridiplantae; Streptophyta; Magnoliopsida; Aquifoliales; Aquifoliaceae.